Molecule: messenger RNA, 879 nt
Organism: Dracunculus medinensis (Guinea worm)
Lineage: Eukaryota; Metazoa; Nematoda; Chromadorea; Rhabditida; Dracunculidae
Source: the annotation of a GenBank genome assembly
AUGCCAAUUUUGAAAAUUGUCACCGGCGGAGAUUCAUUUAUUAAAGAAAUGACAUUGUGGGUCGCAUGUAAAGCAGUUUCGUUCGGCACAAUUAUAAUUGUGCUGGGUUUGUUGAUGACCAUCCUUGGAUAUUUCGAUUAUUAUUUUUCUGAGGAGAUAAGAUUUAACAAGGAAACAGCAAAAAAUGAAACAACAAUAAAUUUAGUAAGGCAUUAUCAGUUGAAAAGCCUUCAAUAUAUUGGGCCAGUUUUGAUGGGAAUUGGAUCAUUUAUUUUUAUUAUUGCCUGUGUGAUAACACUCGAAAAUCGUGAUAAACAUGCACAAAUUUUAUUAAAUGAACCGAAGAAAUCGCAAGAAAAAGUGAUAUCAUCGGAAGAUGCUGAAUUUAUUGGUUUUAGCGAAAAACGAAAUAAAUUAUUAAAUGAAAUAGAGAAGCGGAAUUCGGUGGAAUAUUCAGCAAUAGAAUCAAAACUAUCUAACGAGCGAAAAUAUCCUUCAGCACCAUGCAUGCCUGAGAUAACGGAGGUCGAUGAUAUGAGAAUAAAAUUAUGUAAAUCAUACAUAAUUUAUUUACUCAAUAUCAGAGAUCAAAUUGAUGGUUCUUUUCGACAAAUUCAUUCCCAACGAAAUAGCCCAAAAUUUUUAUUCGGGCAGCCAAGAUUUUUUCCAAAUGAUGAUCUUCCUUUUAUUGAAACAAAUACUAUUAAAUCGACAGUUGUUAGUAACGAUAAUAUUGCUUUGCUUCGUGCUCCACUAGCUGUUGUUGAAAAUGAUUUAUAUUCUUCAUGUUCUUCCUUAUCUGUAGCUCAUAAAAAUGAUGAAAUGAUUAAUUUCAACAAUGCUAACAACAACUUAUCAGUUUUACCUAAUGGCUUAUGA